Molecule: messenger RNA, 1053 nt
Organism: Juglans regia (Persian walnut)
Lineage: Eukaryota; Viridiplantae; Streptophyta; Magnoliopsida; Fagales; Juglandaceae
Product: protein FAR1-RELATED SEQUENCE 1-like
Exons: 2
Coding region: 1-1053 (350 amino acids)
Molecular function (GO): zinc ion binding
Source: RefSeq, a predicted model, not a curated record
AUGGAUCAAGACAGGGCAAUGAAAAAUGCAAUUUCAAUUGUUUUUCCCCAAACACGUCCUAGAUAUUGCUUGUGGCACAUUAUGAGGAAAUUUCCAGAGAAGUUGGCUUCCAAUGCUCAACACAAUAGUGGGCUAAAAAGUACACUUCAGCGUUGUGUGUAUGACUGUCAAACUGUAGAGGAGUUCGAGAAGCAUUGGGGCUUAUUUCUUGACACCUACAACUUGCAUGAUCAUGCAUGGCUGCAAAGUCUAUACAGUGAGAGGAUGCAUUGGGUACCGGUCACUACACUUAAAGAGUUUGUCGAUCAAUUUGAUAAUGCCUUGAGGAAGAAGGUUGAGAACGAGAAUGCAGCAGACUUCCACUCUUUUAAUUGCACAAUUCCAUGCAUAUCUCAUUUACCAUUUGAGAGGAUAUUUCAACAUGUCUACACAAUUGCCAAGUUUAAGGAAGUGCAAAAGGAAAUAAUGGGAAUGAUUUGUUGCAAUGCUCAUCUUUACAAAAAUGAAGGUGCAAUUUCAACGUAUCAUGUGGAUGACAAAAUUAAUACUGAUGACUUUGUCAAAUUAGUUGCAUUUUCAGUUUACUUUAAUAAAGAUGAGUUGGAGGUGAAGUGUAGUUGUGGACUAUUUGAAAUGAGAGGUAUCAUGUGUCGACAUGCUCUUUCUGUUUUAGAUACACAAAAUGUUCAAACUGUGCCUGAAAAGUAUAUUUUGGAACGAUGGAGGAAAGAUAUAAAACAAAGGUAUACCCUUAUCAAGAGUAGUUACAAUGGCUUGAGUGAAAAUCCUGAGACACAAAGAUAUGAUCAAAUCAUGAGGCGAUGUUGUGAGGUUGCAAAAAAUGCUUCUACAAUGGAGGAACAUUGUAUUGAUAUGCUGAAGUGGUUAGAUAUCAUGGAUGGCGAUUAUCUUUCCUCGAGACUUCUGACCACACCUUCUAGAGGUAAUGAUCCCACUGACCCCACAAUAGUGAGCUCAACAAAAGUGCUCAGUCCUCACGUUGUGCGAGGCAAAGGUAGACCACCAUCAAAGCGGAGAGUGCCUCCAAUAUAA